GAAUCUGUAGUGCAACACCUACUCACACAAACAUAAUUGCCCAACCAGACAUCAGAGAACAAACAAUAGAAGCAGAGGCUAGCUCCAACAUGGUGAAGAAUCUUGGCCGAUGAUAGACUGCUUGUAAAGCCUUUGAUCCUUGUAGUUGGAGGAAAUGACAGUGUCCCCGGAGACCGCAAACACGCCGCCUCCAUACUCCUGCCAAGUCGUUCUGACCCCGAAUUCCUUCGGAGUGACGUCAAUAGGCAAUUUAUCAAACAGGUUAUCUACACAACACGCAAUUACUCACCCUCCUCAAUUUGGACGGGACUCGAGCACGAUCAAGCGUCCCUGGCCGUCGACGGCAGGCGCUUGGAAGCUCCGGAUACGACAUCUGCCGUGAUUGGGGGACUUCCAGGAGCUGCAAGAGCCGUGGGUCUCUCUUGUCCAGGGACCGAACUAGCCAUUGUUGCGAAGUGAUGCUGAUGGCGAUGAUGCCUCUAUAAUUCUGAAGCGGAACCAGUUGAAUCUGAAGCAGUGGAGUGGAAAGAGUAGC
This is a messenger RNA of Linum tenue, 535 nucleotides long. The record is from the annotation of a GenBank genome assembly. Lineage: Eukaryota; Viridiplantae; Streptophyta; Magnoliopsida; Malpighiales; Linaceae.